Messenger RNA from Helianthus annuus (common sunflower), 1150 nucleotides. RefSeq lists its product as uncharacterized. Bases 474 to 944 code for a protein of 156 amino acids. The record is from RefSeq and is a predicted model, not a curated record. The transcript is spliced from 4 exons. Lineage: Eukaryota; Viridiplantae; Streptophyta; Magnoliopsida; Asterales; Asteraceae.
UUUCUUACACAUUUUUGUUCAUUCAACUGUUGUUCUAGUUUCUUUAAACUGUCUUAAUUCGAACGAAUGCUCCUUUAUGUCAUUUCUUGCUUUUUGACCUAUUCGUCUUCAUUGAUUCAGUUAAACAUCAGAUUUGAUAUGAUUUGCUGUUUUUUUGAGCUGAAAUUAUGAUUCGUGUUUAGCAAUUCCUGCUUUUUGUUGUGAUUCGGUGGGGACUGGAUUGGUGAACACAUUUUAGUGUAUAUCAGUGAAUUCAUAUUUGAAACUUGACAUCUAAUAAUAUUUUAGUAGAAAUCUUUAAAACUUUGAUUUUUAAUGUGAUAUGCUGUUUUUUUUUUUUACCUAAAAUCACGAUUCGUGUUCAUGUUUUUUUGUUGUGGUUCGGUGGGGCAUGGACUUGGUAAACACAUUUUUGGUACAUUUUAUUACGGAAAAAUUACCAAAUUGUCAGUUGACCAACUAAACUUACCUAAAUGUCAUCCUCCUACGUUCAUGAGUCCACCCAUGGACGCAGGAGGCUAACAUUUUGGCUGUUCAACCAUGGGAUUGGAAUUCAUUUGUUAGAAAUGGAGACAACUCCAGCAAAAACAGGAGUAAUCAAUCCAAAAGACAACCACAUUUCCUUUCAAUGCACGGAUAUGGAUCUCAUAAUCCUUAAACUGGAGAAAAUGGGGAUCAAGUAUGUUACCGCGCUCGUCAAAGAAGGCGGUGUGGAGGUAAACCAGCUCUUCUUUCACGAUCCCGAUGGUUACAUGAUCGAGAUCUGCAACUGUCAUGUUCUUCCCGUUCUUCCCAUCACCUCAUGCCCCACCAAGAAGCACAAACCCCUUCCACAAAUUAACCACCCUAAAUCUUCCCACGAUGAGACUAGUUACUCUUGUGGGGAAGAUGAGGUCUGGAUGAUGGACAAUUUGUUAAUAGACAUGAUGGGUAUAUCCUUCUAAGAGCAAAUUCCAUGUGACUUGAAUUUAUGCUUCUUGAAUCUGCCUUGGAUUCUUUGUAAUAUUUUACUAGACUAGAUGUAUCUUUCAUAUGGAGAGUGUGUAAUUAUCUUCAAGAUUUGUGAAAAUUGCAUUAUGUAUGAUUUAAUAUUCAAUAUUUAAGCUUUUAUGGUGAUAUGAAUGAAUAUAUAUUUUGUCAUCUUUUCAUA